Tinamus guttatus (white-throated tinamou) is the source of this 1688-nucleotide messenger RNA. The record is from RefSeq and is a predicted model, not a curated record. Lineage: Eukaryota; Metazoa; Chordata; Aves; Tinamiformes; Tinamidae.
AUGGAUGUUUCACAGGCCGAAGGAGCAGCAGGGCAGUUAACAACAUCCCCCGCAAUUGAUGGCUUCUUGCCACAAGAGAGACCACGCACAAGCCAGGGAGCGCAUUGUGGUAUUGGAAUUGGUAUGCUGGUACGGGAAUACGGUAGUCUCUCUAACCUGGAUAAGUUCUACUUUGCUUUUCCCGGGGAGCUGCUAAUGAGAAUGCUCAAACUCAUCAUUCUGCCGUUAAUCAUAUCAAGCAUGAUCACAGGUGUUGCUGCUUUGGAUUCCAGCAUUUCUGGGAAGAUUGGUUUGCGGGCAAUUAUAUAUUAUUUUUGCACUACUGCCCUUGCCGUAAUUCUAGGGAUUGUGUUAGUUGUGAUCUUUAAACCUGGAACAUCUCAAAGAGCAGAAGAGAUAGUGAGAGUGGGCAGUACCCCUGAGGUCACUACUGUUGACACUUUGUUGGAUCUGAUCAGGAAUAUGUUUCCAGAAAACCUCGUCCAAGCCUGUUUUCAACAGUAUAAAACCAAACGUGAAAAAGUGGAUGUUAUGAGUGGUGUGGAAAAAAAUGGCUCUGUUCCUAGAGAAGAUAUUGUGGCAAUUGUCAUGACGUCACAGGUUUCAGAGAACAAAACCCAAGAAUACAAAGUUGUGGGCAUAUAUUCAGAUGGCAUCAAUGUACUGGGCUUGAUCAUCUUUUGUCUUGUUUUUGGAGUUGUUAUUGGGAAAAUGGGAGAGAAAGGACGAGUGCUGGUGGAUUUUUUCAAUGCACUGAAUGAAGCUACCAUGAGAAUAGUUCAGAUAAUCAUGUGGUAUAUGCCACUUGGUAUCAUGUUUUUAAUUGCCGGGAAGAUAAUAGAAGUUGAUGACUGGGAGAUCUUUCGUAAACUGGGUCUUUAUAUGGCUACAGUAUUAAGUGGACUUGCAAUCCAUUCCACUGUAAUUCUGCCAUUGAUCUACUUGAUAAUAGUAAGGAAAAAUCCUUUUCGGUUUGCUAUGGGGAUGGCUCAAGCACUUCUGACAGCCCUCAUGGUUUCUUCCAGUUCAGCAACUUUGCCUGUCACUUUUCGCUGUGCAGAAGAAAAGAACUUUGUUGACAAAAGAAUAACCAGGUUCGUCCUUCCGGUUGGAGCUACCAUCAACAUGGAUGGCACAGCUCUCUAUGAAGCAGUGGCAGCUAUAUUUAUUGCACAGCUGAAUGACUUAGAACUGGAUAUUGGCCAAAUAAUUACCAUAAGCGUCACGGCGACGGCGGCCAGCAUUGGAGCUGCGGGCGUGCCGCAGGCGGGCCUGGUCACCAUGGUCAUCGUGCUGAGCGCCGUCGGCCUGCCCGCCGAAGACGUGACCCUCAUCAUCGCUGUGGACUGGCUCCUGGAUCGAUUCAGAACGAUGGUGAAUGUCUUGGGAGAUGCCUUUGGUGCAGGUGUAGUGGAGAAACUCUCCAAAAAGGAGCUGGAGCAGAUGGAUGUCACCUCAGAAGUCAACAUAGUCAAUCCUUUCGCCUUGGAAACAACUACGCUCGAUAAUGAUGAAACGGAGACCAAGAAAUCCUACGUCAAUGGGGGCUUUGCCGUGGAUAAGUCUGACACCAUAUCGUUUACGCAGACAUCUCAGUUCUAAAUCCAGAAGCUUCAGGUGAAGCAGGUGCACUAAAGGACAUGACUAUAUGCAUGAUCUCAAAAAGUUUAGGGGAUAAUUGAGAAUGA